Messenger RNA from Acanthosepion pharaonis, 510 nucleotides. The record is from the annotation of a GenBank genome assembly. NCBI's taxonomy places the organism in Eukaryota, Metazoa, Mollusca, Cephalopoda, Sepiida, Sepiidae.
AUGUUUUCCUGCUUUGUUUCUUAUUUGUUUUUCAUCUUUGUAGCUCUCCUCCGCCUGCUUUCUUUUGUUCCCUACCAUACGUUCUUUUUAUCUACUUUAUUCUUUAGAUUUUUAUUUCUUUUCUCUCUUCACGCCUCCUAUUUCCAACCCACUUGUCCGUUAAGUUUAUACAAAGCCGCCCAUCUGUUUAUCUAUUUACGCCUCUUGAUCAUUGGCGAGUGUCGACGGCGUCAGACAAUUGGCAAAUCGGUCGCUCUAUACUCUGCAGCACCGCCGACCAUCAGAGAUAAUAUCUCUUUCUUGUGUCAACCGCGGGUUACUCUGCCAGCAUCAACGCCAUCAGAAAAAUCCAUUUUCUCGGACGAGGUUGCAAACACCCUAACCAUUAAAGCCAAAAAUAUAUCGAUAUCAAUCCAUCUAUUUCUCUUAAUACCCAUCUAUCUAUCUAAUUCUCCUAAUAUCUAUCUAUUUCUCCUAUUAUCUAUUUCUUCUAAUAUCUAUCUAUCCUAA